AUGAAAAACCAAACUUUGACUGAAUUCAUCUUGCUGGGACUAACAGACAUCCCGGAGCUUCAAAUUAUUAUUUUCAUAUUUCUCUUCCUUGCCUAUGUGCUCAGCAUCUUAGGUAAUCUGACAAUCAUCACCCUCACGCUGCUGGACUCCCACCUCCACACCCCCAUGUAUUUCUUCCUCCGCAACUUCUCCUUCUUAGAAAUUUCCUUUACCACCACCUUCACUCCGAGGCUGCUGCUCAGCAUCUCUACAGGGAAUAAAACGAUCAGCUUCGCUGGAUGCUUCACUCAGUAUUUCUUUGCCAUAUUUUUCGGGGCCACAGAGUUUUACCUCCUGGCUGCCAUGUCCUAUGACCGCUACGUGGCCAUCUGCAAACCCCUGCGUUACACCACCAUCAUGAGCAACAGGGUCUGUGUCCAGCUGGUUCUCUGCUCCUGGCUGGGUGGAUUCCUAAUUAUCUUACUCCCCAUCAUCCUGACCAGUCAGCUGGAUUUCUGUGCCUCCAAUGUCCUGAAUCAUUAUUAUUGUGACUAUGGACCCCUUAUAGAAAUAUCCUGCUCGGACACAAGUGUGCUGGAACUGGUUGACUUCAUCUUAGCAGUUGUGACCUUGGUGGUCACCCUGGUGCUGGUGAUUCUCUCCUACACAAACAUCAUCAGGACCAUUCUGAACAUCCCCUCUGCUCAGCAGAGGAACAAGGCCUUUUCCACCUGUUCUUCCCACAUGAUUGUAAUCUCUCUCUCUUAUGGAAGCUGCAUCUUCAUGUACAUAAAACCUUCAGCCAAAGAAGGGGUUGCCUUCAACAAGGGAGUCGCUGUGCUCAAUACCUCAGUUGCCCCUUUACUGAACCCGUUCAUUUACACUCUAAGGAAUAAACAAGUAAAACAAGCCCUCAAGGAUAUGGCCAGAAAAAUACUGUCUCUUUAUUCAGUUUAG
This is a messenger RNA of Otolemur garnettii (small-eared galago), 936 nucleotides long. RefSeq names its product olfactory receptor 6C4-like. Gene Ontology annotation, cellular component: membrane. The record is from RefSeq and is a predicted model, not a curated record. Lineage: Eukaryota; Metazoa; Chordata; Mammalia; Primates; Galagidae. The transcript has a single exon. Gene Ontology annotation, biological process: G protein-coupled receptor signaling pathway. Bases 1 to 936 code for a protein of 311 amino acids. Gene Ontology annotation, molecular function: olfactory receptor activity; G protein-coupled receptor activity.